Messenger RNA from Pichia kudriavzevii, 4461 nucleotides. RefSeq lists its product as uncharacterized. Bases 1 to 4461 code for a protein of 1486 amino acids. The record is from RefSeq and is a predicted model, not a curated record. The transcript has a single exon. Gene Ontology annotation, cellular component: RAVE complex. Gene Ontology annotation, molecular function: protein binding. Gene Ontology annotation, biological process: vacuolar acidification. Lineage: Eukaryota; Fungi; Ascomycota; Pichiomycetes; Pichiales; Pichiaceae.
AUGUCUGUCAAUUUCUUGCCAGGGCAACCGAAUCACUCUUCGGAUUCAUGUUGUUUCGCCAACUGGAAUACUAUUCAGAUAUUAGCAUAUACCUCAGGAAAUAACCUUGUCAUACUUACUAAAAAUUCCAAGCAUUUACAAACGAUAUACCUACCAAAAGACUCAUAUACAGUUUAUCUAAAUAGGUCUAAUGGGAAAAUAGCCAUUGCAAUAGAUAAUGAGGUUCACAUAUACACUCCUGAAGUUUCAAAUUAUUACAACUUUAAUUUUCAUGGAAGAAAGAAUAUUGAUGAAUUGGAAAUCGAGUGGACAUUGGAGCACGUCAUUGUCAACGAAAAUGAUACAUCCAAAAUUAACAGUUUAUGUUGGUCAGACUACACAGUACCGCAAAGCGAUGAGCUUGAGCUGCAAUUUAUGGAAUUACCUAGAGAAUUUAACUCGAAAACAACAUGCGAAUUAGUGACAGGUUCUGACAGCUCUCUUGCUAUGCAUAAGUUGUACUAUGAUAAGGCUGAUCCAGAAGAAAACGUUAAAUGCACGUUGAUAUGGUUCAAGAAACAGCCCAAUCCUAUAUACAAAGUUAAGUUUUCACCAAAUGCUACAUGUAUUGCGAGUAUUGGGUUCUAUGAUAAACAUGUGAAACUAUGGAAUAGGAAUGGAUUUAGUGAAGAAAAUUUAGAUUUUGAAUUACAUUAUUUACCCCACGACACAUUUGUAACUGAUAUCAUUUGGAAGAGAUAUGUUACGUCGAAUUCUACAACAGCCGCUACAAAAGAUAACACAUCAUCAAAGUCUUCAGAGAGUUUUAUCUUAAAACCUGUGAAUAGUAUUAUUAAGCACGAUUGCAGAUUGAUGUCGGAUGAAAGUAGUAUACACUCAAGUACUUUAAAGGAGUAUUAUCAUAAUACACUCUACACCUUCACAUAUAAUUCAAAUAUGAGAGUCUUCUCUACAUUUAGACUGGAUAGAGGCUUUGAAAUCUUUGAAUCGGGACGGCUGGACUUGUAUCAAGAUGAUCCUUCCAAAAGGGGAAAGGGUAUUUUGAAAACCGUCACUUUUAUUGAUAAUCAAUUUUUGGAACUUGAGCUUGAAGAUAUGUUAAAGAAGUUCGAAGCAUCAUCAACUAAACUCGAUCAUUCUAUGAAAAUGCAGAAUAAGAUUCUUGAUCUGCUUAAACUGAAAUGUGAAUUAUGCAUUGUCGUUGGUAGCGAUGGUGUGCUUACUCUUUACCUCCUCUCAAACCUCUGUAAUGUUCUACCUUCAAAAAUGACAAUAACCAAGUUAGAUAAGUUACGUGUUGAUGGUAAAUCUUACUUGUCAAUAAUCAAAUUAUCUAAAUACUGUCUUCCAUCACAUCCUUCAGAUUUUAUAGUUAAAUCCAUACAGAUUGAUCAUUAUUCCAAAAGUUCAAUCCUAACUUUAGUUUUACAUGAUUGUUUCAAGCAUACCAUUAGGGUAAUCAACAUAGAUUUCACAAGUUUCUUACAAUUUGAUCGUUCAAAGUAUAAUAAUGAAGGUGUGCCGCUGAAGCAUAAGGUUGUCCAUGUUGGUCGUUUGGCACAAAAGUUUACAGGACAUAACAAAUCGAUAAGAAGGCUAAUAAGGUCAGCAGAUGGCUCUUCUGUGCUAUCAUUGACUAGGUUUCAAAGAACUGUGCUCUGGACCCCAAUUAGUUUAAGCAAUGAAAGGAAAACAUUAACAAAAAGAUGUGUUAUAGUCACCGAUACACCAAUUCAAAAUGUUGUCAUUUGGAAUAACUCUCAUUAUGCUAUCGUUAUUCUGGAAAGAAAAAUAAUAGUGUUUGAUUGCGUGAACACAUUUUCUAAUCUGACGGCUCAAGAAGUCGCAAUGUUAGAUAUUGAUACAGCCCUGCCCCCAGAUUGUGUAUUCUUACUUCCUGAAACCUCAAAGUCUGAGUGUCAUAUCGUCAUGGUAAAUAAAGAUAGAUCAUGCAAAUGCUUUAGGUUUAGCGUUCAUCCAAAUAAUAAUGGUGAUAUGGAAUAUAAACUAGAGAAAUAUUUCAUUGACCCUUUGCCGAAUGAUAGCAACGAUGAAAUUUACAUGCUCUCUGCGGUUGACCCAGUAGGAUGGAUGCAAUCUAUUGAUCGGGUUGGUAGGGCAAUUUUGGUUACAGUCACACCCAAUGGACGAGUUUUCAUUUAUUAUGUCUCAUUUAGUAAGGCUAAAGACGGGAAUGGUUUAAUUAGAUGGCAUUUGAAGGAUAGCUUUAAAACGGGGAUCAACAACUGCUCUCUGAUAUCUGUGUCUUCAAUCAAUAAGAUGGCACUUGUUGAUGAAACAAGAUCCAAGUUAAGUAUUUGGGACAUGAAGGUUUCUGUUAGAGACUAUUAUGAGGAAUUUGAAAAUGAAGUCAUAAAAGACCUAGAUUGGACAUCGACUGAAUUUGACCAAGGAAUCCUUGCUGUUGGUUUUAAAUCGCACUCUUUGUUAUACACACAGUUGCGCCAUGACUAUACUAAUCAAAGGCUAUCGUUUGUAAAGAUUAAAAAGGUUGACCUAUCUCAUGAAACCACACACGAGAUUGGAGACUCUAUAUGGAUGGGUGACGGCAACCUUGUCAUUGGCGCCGGUAACCAAUUAUACCUAAGCGAUAAAAAACUCGAUGCCACUAAGGAUGAGGUUACACGGCAAGCAAUUGGGUCACUAGAAAUUCGAUCCAAUGAUUUAUUUCACUUGUGUGCGGUACUAAACGGACCUUUGCCAUUGUAUCAUCCACAAUUUAUUAUACAGUCAGUGUUUCUUGGAAUGAUACCACUCGUGAAGAUUAUCUUACUUCAGCUAUCUCAUAUAUUAAGAGAGAUAGAUUUAGGAGUAAGGAGGGAGGAUGAUUUUGGCUUUGACAUUCAAAUUGAGAAGGUUAUGACACUGUUAAGUAAUAUAGUCAACCAAAAUGAGGAUUUUUACAGCAAAGAAAAUGAUGACCUUAAUGAACAAGGUUUUCAAAUACUAAUUGAAAAAUUGCAAAAGAUCAAGCUACCAUUUCUUACAGGACAUCAGCAAAUCACCCUAUUACAUACCAUUUACAUUCUCAAAGACAUUACACUAUACCAAUCCAAAGUUUUGGACAUUAGUGGUCUUAAAUUUUUUUUGGCAAUGAAACUAUUUACAGUGAACAUGACAAAUCCUUUGUUUGUAUCAACGCAUGAUUCAAUAAGCAUGAGGGAUAUAUCAUUUGCAUUGCAUUCAGAUAAUAGAGACCUUCUCUAUGGGUUGUUGGAAGAGAAGAACGGAAAUCAAUUGAAUUGGAAUUUAGCAAGGAGCUAUUUAUUGCCUUAUUGGCUUGACAUCACUAGAUUACAACAUGCCAUGGAAAAGAUUGCGGCUAACGAGUUUUUAAAGUUCCAAAGAGAAAAUGGUGGUCGCAAGGACCCUUCAACAUGCUCAAUUUUUUAUCUUGCAUUGAAGAAAAAGAAAGUUUUAGUUGGAUUAUGGAAGACAUCAUUUGGUAAUCCAGAACGUGAAAAAAUGAUCAAAUUUUUAAGCAAUGAUUUUACAGAAAAAAGGUGGAAGUCUGCUGCCAAUAAAAAUGCAUACGUUUUAUUAGGUAAACAUCGGUAUAUGGAUGCUGCAUCAUUUUUUCUUUUAGCUGGUUCUCCUAAGGAUGCCGUUAAUGUCAUUGUAAGGCAAAUAAAGGACAUACCAUUGGCAAUAGCAGUUGCUAGGUGUUAUGAUGGGAUUGAUGAUGGUGUUUCGGUAAGAACAGUUAUAGAGAGACAGAUGUUGACGGACGCUAUCACUACCAAUGAUCGGUGGAAACUAAGUUGGAUUUUCUGGAUCUUGGGGGAUAAAAUUCAUUCAGUCCAAUCGUUGAUAAAACCAUUACACAAGAUAAAAGAUGACGUGAAGAUGAAUUUACCCGAUUACCAAUGGCCUAAUAUUGAUAGUGUGGUCAAAACUACAGAUACAGAAGAUCCUGUUUUGCUGAUUAUGUACGAUUCUCUUAGAAAAAGAAAUGUCAAGUACUAUCAGGGUAUCUCGAUGAUUGAACCAAAACAUGAAUUUUCUUUUGUGAUCAAAGCUGCCACAAUGUACACCAAAAUGGGCUGUGAUUGGUUGGCACUUUAUUUGCUCAGAACAUGGGAAUUUUCAGAAGCUAAUAAUGAACAAAAAGCAUAUAUUAUGCAAGCUGGUCAAGAAGAAGAAGUCAAGCUUCAGAAACCAGGUGAUAUUCUGGCUAAAUUUAUGUCUCCUUCUGGGUCAAGUAAUUCUAGGGAACCCCCUAAAGAGCUACCUAGUUUGCUAGACAAUUACACCGAUUUCCCACACACACCAAGUAUACUUUGCAGUCCCCAUAGCGAGGAGGGGAAGGAACCUAGCUUACUAGACAAGUUUAGCAGUGGUACUAGUUCUACACCGUCUUCCGGGGAUGUAAAUACUAAGAAAGUAAAUAUAGGAGCAUCUACAUCGGGAGUUCCUAACUUAUUAGAUAAUUGGGCAUAA